This is a messenger RNA of Saprolegnia diclina VS20, 2886 nucleotides long. RefSeq lists its product as hypothetical. The coding region runs from base 1 to 2886 and encodes 961 amino acids. Gene Ontology annotation, molecular function: chitin synthase activity. The transcript has 2 exons. Gene Ontology annotation, cellular component: cell septum; cell periphery. The record is from RefSeq and is a predicted model, not a curated record. Lineage: Eukaryota; Oomycota; Saprolegniomycetes; Saprolegniales; Saprolegniaceae.
AUGAGCGACAACAACAGCCAGCUCGACCUCGCCGCCCGCCUCCGGGCGCUGCGCGAGGGUGGCACCGAGCCAGCCCCUGCGCCGGCACCGACGCCCUACAUGCAGUCGCCGCCACCGCGAACGCGGCCCACGCCGCUGUACACGCAAGAGUCGCUCGAGUUUGGCGGGACGUAUGCGACUGGCAGCCCUGUCGGCGCCGAGGCCGACGGCUCGUACACGCAGGUGCCUGUGUGGAAAGACUCGAAGGAAAAGACGUACGGCUACCUCGACGACGAGCCGGCACCGCAGCCCCAGACGCUCCUUAACAAGGCCAACAGCCUCGUGCAGCGCCAAGUCUCCAACAAGUCGCUUCGGCGCCAGCACACGGCCGCGUUUCGCCCGCUUCCCAACACUGUCGAAGAGCUUCUCGAUGGCACGCCGACGUACGAAGGCGCAUUCCGACUCGUGCAACUCGCUGUGCAAAUGGAGCAGGACGGCGACCCGGAGGCCGCGAUCAACUUGUACGCGGACGCUGGCGCGACUCUUGUCGAGGUCGGACGCAAGGAGGUCGACCCGCUUUUGCAAAAGGGCAUCCGCCAAAAGGCCCAGGAGCUCCUCCAGCGUGCCGAAGACCUCGAGAAUUGGAUGAACAGCGUCGCCGAGGAGGCGCGCAAGGCCGCGCUGCCGCCGAGCCUCCGCAUCGCACGCACAAACGUGCCGACCGUCGAGCAGGCGUGGGCCGGCCGACCGCCGCCCUUCCACGACGCCAACGAGUUUAAACUGAUGCGCUACACGGCGGUGGCGACCAAGGACCCGAUCCAGUUCUCGGACGACGGCUACGUGCUCCGCGUGCACGAGCUGCAGCGGCCGAUCAAGGUCUUCAUCACGAUCACCAUGUACAACGAAGAAGGCUCCGAGAUCAAGGGCACCCUCACGGGCCUCGCAAAAGGCCUCGCGUACAUGUGCAAGGAGUACGGCGACGACUUUUGGCAGCAAGUCGCGGUCGCCAUCGUGUCGGACGGCCGGACCAAAGCGUCCAAGACGUGCCUCGAGUACCUCAAGGCCGUUGGUGCGUUUGACGAGGAGAUCAUGACGGUCACGUCGCUCGGCGUUGACGUCCAAAUGCACCUCUUUGAGUCGACGCUCCAGCUCGUUGAGAACCAGAACUUCGAGGCCUUUUACCCGCCAUUGCAAGUGAUUUACGCGCUCAAGGAGAACAAUGGCGGGAAGCUCAACUCGCAUCUCUGGUUCUUCAACGCGUUCUCGGAGCAGCUCAACCCCAAGUACACGGUGCUCGUCGACGUCGGCACGAUUCCGGCCGAGACCUCGGUCUUUCGCUUGAUCCGGAGCAUGGAGCGCAACGCGCAGAUUGGCGGUGUCGCCGGCGAGAUUGCAGUCGAAGCCCCCAACUUCUUCAACCCGGUGAUUGCGGCGCAGCACUUCGAGUACAAGAUCUCCAACAUCAUGGACAAGUCCCUCGAGUCGGUGUUUGGCUUUAUCUCGGUGCUGCCCGGCGCGUUCUCGGCGUACCGCUACGAGGCCAUUCGCGCCGUCAAGGGCGUCGGGCCGUUGCCCGAGUACUUCAAGAGCCUCACGUCGACGACAAAGGAGCUCGGACCGUUCCAGGGCAACAUGUACCUCGCGGAAGACCGCAUCUUGUGCUUUGAGCUUCUCGCGCGCAAGCAGCGGCGCUGGACGAUGCACUACGUCAAGGACGCGAUCGCGCGCACGGACGUGCCCGAGACGCUCGUCGACCUCAUCAAGCAGCGCCGGCGCUGGCUCAACGGGUCCUUCUUCGCUGGGCUCUUUGCGAUCGGGCACUUUGGCCGCGUCUGGAGCAUGAGCAGCCACUCGUUUGGCCGCAAGCUCGUGUUUUCAUUCCAGUUUGUCUACCUCGCGCUCCAGAACCUGCUCUCAUGGUUCCUGCUCAGCAACCUCUUUCUCACGUUCUACUUUGUCUUGACGCUGGCCUUUACCGAGUCGGCGCCCGCGCUGCUGCAGACGAUGCUCACCGUCUACCUCGCAAUCAUUGGCGGCCUCAUCGUCUUUGCGCUUGGCAACAAGCCCGAGCCGCGCACGGCCAGCUUCUACCUCUUUAGCUGCCUCUACAUGGGCAUUAUCAUGCUGCUCGUGACCGGGAUCUCGAUCUACGGCUUGAUCGGGAAGGGCUCGAGCGCCGUGAAGGACCCGCGCAACAUCACGGGGAUGUUCUCCAACUGCACGGUCAGCGACGUCGAGCUUGCGGGCGGUGUCAUCACAUCGCUUGGGCUCAUCUUCCUCUCGGCCUUUGUCCACGGCGAGUUUGGCAUCCUCCUCAGCUUUGUGCAGUACUUCUUCAUGCUUCCGACGUUCGUCAACGUACUGGGUAUCUAUGCGUACAGCAACCUCCACGAUCUGAGCUGGGGCACGAAAGGCCUCGAGUCGGGGGGUGGCCACGGGCCGGCCAAAGCCGGCGGCGGCAACGUCAAGGACGUCGUCGAGCAGCAAAAGAAGGUGGAGGCGGCGCGGCAAGCGGCGGCCAAGGAGAAGGAAGAGGUCGACAACAGCUUCCGCGCGUUCCGGUCGACCUUGCUCCUCUCGUGGCUCACGACCAAUGGCAUUUGGCUCUACGUGGUCACCGACUACAUGUCGAGCGGGUGCUACCUCAAGGGCCUCAGCUAUAUCGUCGGCUUCUUCAACGUCGUGCGCUUCGUCGGCUGCGUCGUGUUUGUCAUCCUGCGCAUGUUCCGGCGGUUUGGCUGCAGCUCGCGUGCGUCCCGCGACAACUACCACGACGCGCUCCCAGCCGAGUGGCAGACGCACUACAACGUGACCAACCGAACCGACGGCCGCGUCGUGCUGCCGCCCAAGCAUGCGGCGUCCAUGGACCCGUCCACGCCCCAUGGUGGCGUCUACCAGCAAGUGUAA